UUGACUACUUAGUGACCUAGUGUGCGUGUGCGGUUUGGGACGCGGCCCGUGGCUUUGUAUUAGAGUAACAGCUUCACCACAGACGGGAAACGUGGGAGAAAAAACAACAUUAUAAUCGGAGACCUGGCAAAUAAAGGCGACGGAUUGGGUGAAAUGGGUUCUGAACCUCCAUCAUCUCCUCAGCUAGUGGAUGAAGGAGUUGAUGAAGAUGAUGAAGAGUUGAGUGGAGGAGAGGAAGCCGAGCUGCGGGUGUCGUCAGGACGGGGAUCGGUUCUGACUCGGAGGGGAAUCACACUACGCGUGCUGCUGAAAGACGGCUUGGUGGAGCCGGGAGACGCCGUCCUGUCCAUACACUACCUGGGGAAGAACUUUGUGGGUGACCUGCUGACUGAUGGGAAGAUCCGCUGGGUGGAAACGGGGCAGAUCUUUAACUCCCCGAGCGCAUGGGCCACACACUGUAAGCGUCUGGUGAACCCUGCCAAGAAGUCGGGCUGCGGCUGGGCGUCGGUGCGCUACAGGGGACAGAAACUGGCCCAGUACAAAACCAGCUGGCUGCGUAAAUACCAGCCCAGUGCUGACAUGAGUCUCGCCAGCGAAGGAGAGGACGACGAGAUGGGAGACGACGAAGAGGAGGAAGGGAAAACGACUAUUACAACAGACGAAAGAAACAGGAAGUCCAAACCAGAGUUCCACGAUGUCAGUGUGGUGCACAGGAGAGGAGACAGAGAGAGACUUCCUGUCAGAUACUGCACACUGGGAACCAGAGACAUCGGCAGAGAUCCUCACACGCUAGUGGAGCUGUCGGCUUUCUCCGCCAUCAACCGCUUCCAACCUUUUAACGUCGCCGUCUCCAGCAACGUUCUGCUGCUCAUGGACUUUCACUGUCACUUGACUACGAGUGAGGUAGUGGGCUACCUGGGCGGUCGUUGGGACACUACGACACAGCUGCUGACGGUUUUGCGAGCGUUCCCGUGUCGCACGCGACUGGCCGACCGAGACGCCGCGCCGGCUGUGGAGGAAGAGAUUUGUCAGAACCUGUUCAUGAGAGGGCUCUCACUGGUGGGCUGGUACCACAGUCACCCUCGAGGCCCCGCCCUCCCGUCGCUGCAGGACAUCGAUUCGCAGAUGGACCACCAGCUCCGCCUCCAAGGCAGCAGCAACGGCUUCCAGCCCUGCCUGGGCAUCAUCUGUGGACCGUAUUACCAUGGCAACCAGGGGGUGGCGUCGACUAUCACUCCAUUCUGGGUGGUUCCUCCUCCAGAGCAAAGGCCGAAUGAUUACGGUAUCCCAGUUGCAGUGGAAGUCACAUACGUGCAAGACAACUUCCUCACUACAGACGUCCUCAAUGAAAUGAUGAUGCUGGUGGAGUUUUAUCGAGCAGCUCCAGACCUGGUCAAUUUUAAUCAGAUGUGGUGUUCUGAUACAUCAAUACUGGAGAAAAUGAAGGCGUCCCUGAGUGGCCACGCCCCUAAGGACCAGGCCUACUCUCAAAUCCUGGAGCAUGUCUACAACCAACUGCGUAACAUGCAGUGAUGGAAACCUCCUGUCUGUCUUCUCACUGUUGAUCUGUGUGUGGGAUCAAAGAACAUCCCAGUUUGAUCUGACACACACACACACACACACACACAUGCAGUGAGGAACUGGCUGCCUUCUUAUCUUUGUACACUCUGUGAACAUGUCUUCCAUUUAUGUAGACAUAAUUGUGUGGAUAGUUUAGAAUAGUUUAUCCAUAUUUAUCCAGAUAGCGCCGCACACACACACACACACACACACACACACAGACACCAUGCGCAAUUGAUGUCUCAAUGAUGGCACGUGCAGCUAGUUUCCUAAUUAGGAAAAUUCACCAUAACUUCACCACAAUCGUUACCGUUGCUGUAAUUUACAGCAAAUUUAUAUACCUCAGUUUAUGGCUUAAGACAAGAGGGAAAUUUUACUCCACUUUUAAUCUGAAGAGGAGUCUGGCUCAGUCCUAAUGCAGGUAACAUUAAUACCUUUCAGAUCCAGUUCCCUAAAUUACCACUAGGUAAAUGUGUGUGUUUCUGUUUCAUGUUCAGUUUAAUAAUAAGUAUUUCAUAGAAUCAUCACCAGGAGGGGGCGCUGUUUUAGAUCGCAGUACAAAACACAGUACAAUAAUUUGUAUUGAUGCGUUUAAAGGACUGUAAUUAAUGCAGAUAAAGAAGCUGGAAUACUGAAUAUGUUUAAAUAUACACUGGAACAUACUUGUGGAAUUA
This is a messenger RNA of Tachysurus vachellii, 2234 nucleotides long. RefSeq names its product MPN domain containing (gene mpnd). Gene Ontology annotation, cellular component: BRCA1-A complex; BRISC complex. Gene Ontology annotation, molecular function: polyubiquitin modification-dependent protein binding; metallopeptidase activity. Gene Ontology annotation, biological process: double-strand break repair. Bases 154 to 1533 code for a protein of 459 amino acids. The record is from RefSeq and is a predicted model, not a curated record. The transcript has 13 exons. Lineage: Eukaryota; Metazoa; Chordata; Actinopteri; Siluriformes; Bagridae.